Messenger RNA from Paramecium tetraurelia, 681 nucleotides. RefSeq lists its product as uncharacterized. Gene Ontology annotation, cellular component: proton-transporting two-sector ATPase complex, catalytic domain. Gene Ontology annotation, molecular function: proton-transporting ATPase activity, rotational mechanism. The record is from RefSeq and is a predicted model, not a curated record. The transcript has 4 exons. Gene Ontology annotation, biological process: proton transmembrane transport. NCBI's taxonomy places the organism in Eukaryota, Ciliophora, Oligohymenophorea, Peniculida, Parameciidae.
AUGGCCGAUUUUAAUCCUUAAGAGAGAGUAAAAAAAAUGGUCAAUGCAAUUAAAGCAGAGGCUACAGAGAAGUCUGAAUAAAUUAAAGAUAUGGCUGCUCAAUAAUUCAGGAUUGAGAAAAAUAAGCUUCUGAAUCAAUAAAAAGAAAGGAUCAUUGAGGAAUAUAAAAAGAAGAUUGAAUCGUAUACUAUUGAAAAAAGAAUUCAACGAUCCUCAAAGAUCAAUUAAUCAAGAUUAUCAAAAAUGCAAGCUCGCUUUGAGUUAAUUCAGAGACUUAAAGAAGAAGUUCGUUAAAAAAUGGCCAUAUUGAUCUAAGAUUAAAGUGUAUAUAAAGAAUUACUGAAAAAUUUGAUUGUGCAAGGAAUGAUUAAAUUAUUAGAACCUCGUAUUGAAUUAACAUGCUUGGAAUAAGAUGUUCCAUUAGUGAAAUCAAUUUUGGGAGAGUGCCAAGAAGAAUUUACAUAAAUUAUAAAGCGAGAGACCACGAAAGACUUCAAAACAACACUUAGCAUCAAUCAAAGUUAAUAUUUGACUGAGAAAAGUGGGAAACCAAUAUUGGGAGGAGUUGUGCUUAGUUGUGCGAAUAAUAGAAUAGUGUGUUCAAACACUCUUGAUGAUAGGUUGGAACUCUCAUUGCAGGAGUUUUUGCCAGAUAUUAGAAAUGGUUUAUUUAGAAAAUGA